CUCUGCUGCCAUCUCUGCCGAGGAACAACAGGCUCUGUGACAAAAGGCUCGCCGACGCUGCCCGGGGAGGACCCUAAAUGUCGAGGCAGUUUUGAGCCAAGUCCAUCUUCUUCCCUCUCUUUCUCUCGGGGGAAGGGAUGGAAGAAAGCUAUGAGACAUUUGAAGAGGAGUUAGGGCCACCAAGAGCAGAUCCUCCUCCACAGAAGCCUGUUCGACAGAUCCGCAGACCAGAAAUGUACGCUACAAGGAAAGUCAGAGAGGAAAUGGCUCCGUUUCCACAGCAACCUAGAGCAGAACCCAAGAUUCCACCCAGGGAACCCAGCUACCCCCGAACAACCUUGUCCAGCCAAAACCUGACCCAGAUUGAAACGCCGUGGGAGAACGUCACCCUCAACCGCUGUCUGUUUGUGGCCAUUACCAUCCUGGUGCUCACCUCAGGCUUUCAGAGGCUUCAUGAAACCCUGCGAGGUCAGAGGGCAGCAGUAGAGGAGGAGGAAGAAGUUGGACUGACGAUGAGACGGUCAGGCUCAUUACGUCACAGACACCCGCCAGAGCCCGAGACAUCUCUUUGGGAGGUCAUGUUUUGGUGGCUGCCGGACCUUGAUGAUGAUGAGGAUGAGGAGGAUGAGGAGGACGAUGAUGAUGAUGAUGGACAGGUCAAAAGGGUUAAGUCAAAAACAGGAGCGACAGCACGAGCAUCAAGUGGUCUCAGAAACAAGCCACUGCCAGACAAAAAACUCCUUAAACAAAGAGAAGGGAAAUUAAAGGACAGGAGAGCCAAGAAAGCCAGAGACGAAGACAUCAGAGAGAAGAAAGAAAAAGAUAAAAAGGAGGAACCUGAAGAAGAAGCAGCAGCAGAUGAGGAAGAUGGGGACGGAGGAAAUGAGGAGGCAGAGCCCGAGAAGAAUAACAAGCCGGAGGAAAAGAAAGAGAAGAAAAAGACUCAAAAGGGAUGAGUUGAUUCUACUGUGGCAAACGCCGAUUCAUUUUCUAAACAGUUUUCACCUGAAUUUGAUAACAUUUAUUAAAGGUGAUAAUAUUGAAAUCAAUAUGAGAUUUUCUCUGUCAAAUCUCUCACAUAUCACUGAGACUCCAAAAUAAUGUUUUGUUUUAAUUUUUUGUUGCCUUGCUAGACAAAUGUGAUUUUGCGUAAUUUAAUGUGCUGACCGCUUUAUUGUAAAUCUUCAUGUGAUCAUUUGAUUCCCUUUAGUGUUGAAAGAUCUACGUCUUUAAUAAAUUGCUCAUCAAUCGUGCCA
Messenger RNA from Sebastes umbrosus (honeycomb rockfish), 1256 nucleotides. Its product is annotated as junctional sarcoplasmic reticulum protein 1. Bases 138 to 956 code for a protein of 272 amino acids. NCBI's taxonomy places the organism in Eukaryota, Metazoa, Chordata, Actinopteri, Perciformes, Sebastidae. The record is from RefSeq and is a predicted model, not a curated record. The transcript is spliced from 7 exons.